Molecule: messenger RNA, 1809 nt
Organism: Anopheles aquasalis
Lineage: Eukaryota; Metazoa; Arthropoda; Insecta; Diptera; Culicidae
Product: transcription factor SPT20 homolog
Biological process (GO): regulation of transcription by RNA polymerase II
Cellular component (GO): nucleus
Molecular function (GO): DNA-binding transcription factor activity, RNA polymerase II-specific; sequence-specific DNA binding
Source: RefSeq, a predicted model, not a curated record
ACAACAAAAGCCAAAAUCCCAAAUUCCUGCUCGGGUUUCUGGAGCAAAAAGCGUUGCUUCCGGUAGCAAUUUCUCGUCAUGGAUACGACGAACGCGGAGACCGAGCCGGACUAUCUCGAGUCGGACAAAACGCGGCUCUCGCUGGCGGAGGACUUUCCCAACUUCCGCUCAUUCCAGGUGGUGAAGAUGGUGCAACAUUUCAGGGUAAUCACGGACGGGUCGGAAGAGCGGCUGCGGCUCGGCUUCAAGUGCAAAACGUGUGGCGAAUGUUUCAACAAAACCAUGGCCCUGCUGGGCCACAUACGGGUGCACUUCGAAAAGGAUCAUACGUGCAGCGUGUGUGGCAAGUAUUUUUUCGAUCCGGCCAAACUCGCGACACACUUCAAAGCCAAGCAUGCGGUCAACACGAUAAAGUGCCAGCUUGGAUGUGGGAAGUAUGCAACGACCAAUUACAAGAGCUUGCAGGUGCACUACGAGCAGUAUCACUUCGUGAAGAUCCGGAUGCAGGAAGUUCGCAAGAUGGACGAGGCCAUACGAAGUGGCGGAGCGGUCAUGACGGAGCUCGUCAACACCCAUCCGAAGCAACGCCGGCUUCCUAAAAAGAACCGUACUCUACGCAAAGUGGGUAACGAAAAGGAGGAAGACUCGCCGGAAAUACAAAUAGUGGAACAACAGGAGGAAACACAGAGCGAAGAAUACAUUAUCUGUGCUGACGGUUUCAUCGACGAGUCGAUGGUUUGUGAACAGAUGCAGUGUUGCGUUUGUGGUGCAAUAUUUGGCAACGAUCAGCAGCUGGCUCUGCACGAAAGCACUCACACCAAUCCGUUCGAAUGCAGCUUCUGUGAAACGGAGUUUGGCGAGCUGGAGGAAAUACGUGAGCACUAUCAUAGCAAGCAUCGAACGGAUAGCAGAACCCAACAGCAGCAGCAGCAGCAGCAGCAGCAGCAGCAACAACUGCAACAGCAACAACAGCAAGAGCAACAACUGCAACAACAGCAACUGCAGCAACAGCAACUGCAACACCAGCAACAGAUACAAUUGCAGCAGCAACAACAACAACAACAACAGCAACAGCAGCAGCAAAUACACCAGAUAACACCAGCGCCACAUUUCAUAACGAAUCAAAACUCGGGUGGCAUGACUACGAUGUUGGUGAUGCAGAACGGCAUGCUGAUUCCCGUGCACACGAUCGACAGCUCGCAGCUCGCAGCGGUUAAUCCCUUCCAGCAAGCUAACAUCACUCAGAUUGGACAAAAUCCAAUCACGUGGCCUAUAACCGCCACACCGAUCGCUGCCAACCAUCACCCGCAACCGCAGGCGAUACUGCCUCCGGUACAUAACCAAAUUGAAAUAAUACCGCUUCAUGGUCCAGCACCGGCAUCGCAGCAUGCGAGCCCCUCACUGAACACUGUCUGCAUAGCACCGCAACAUCUACAGCAAGUUAGUCAUCCACAUACAAUCAGCAAUGUCAUCGCUGGCGCGACCCCGGGCAGCGCUGGUGGUUAUGUUAUAAACUCGAUCGCAUCAAUUGAUCCUGCAUACCUGAAGCAAGUCGAUCCGGCACAGCAUCAGCAACAGCAACAGCAACAGCAGCAAGCGCAACAUCCACAGUUUCACACGUAGUAGUGAAUCGAUGCUCGUUGAACCAGUGGUGCUUGUUGAAAGACACAAAGCGCGCGAGAAGCAGACCAGCAAUGCCUAUAGUCUCCGCGUUUCUCUUGAUUAUUUAUUUUGCUUAAGACUGUACUGUACCUUAGCAAAUAAGAGCUGGAGAUUCAGCACAUUUCAAUAACGUCAAGCGUUUUUACU